UCACGCUCGGUGCACUCAGAGCUUGCACUUUUGUCUCUUUUCCGUAAUUUUUGAAGCUCCGACAACGCUUGAUCGUGUUUGGUUUGACAUAUUUUGAGCGCUCAGAGCGAGAUCGAUAAACUCCGAGUUUGUGGGGUGGGCAGCUGCAAUUUAAUCUGUCUGUAUAACCUAUUUUCCAUGAUAAGAUAAAUAAACAAUCCUAUUUUGUUUAAAUGUUGACAAUCAAAUAGCUAGUAAAUUCUGCAUAAUUGUUUACUUUUAAUUAAAUUUUCUCGAUAGUCCUCAUCACUGGUAUUAUUGAACAUUUUUUUCCAAGGGAACUUGGCAGUCUCAGAGUGUUUAGAAUACAAAAGAAAAUGGGGCUGUUUGAAAAUUAUCGACUUAAAUGCAAAACAAACGAGAAAACUCUGGUUUAAAUGCGGAAUGCGGGCCCAGACCCAAAAAAUAUAUGCUAAGAAAAAUAAACAAUAAUCAGCUGAUCGCUCAACCCCUAGCAUUUUUGCACAAGUUUAUUUGGCUUGACACGGUGUACUCCCUGUGACGUCACGUUACUCCGUAAUCGCUCUGCUCGCUCCGCCGAGCGUCAACCCAAACCCGCCCUACAGUGUUGCUGUUACUAUUUACAAGAUUUUAUUUGUGCCUUCGUUAACUGCUUGUUCACUAUUAUAUUUUUGUUUAGGUUGGCGAACCUGUUUGUUUACUUGGCUCGGGGAAUUACUGAAAAAGUGUUAUUGUCGGGGAGUUCCUUGAUUAUCGGUGAUGGGAUGGACCAAGCAUUUACUAGAAAAGUACCUUAAAAUUUCCUCCAGUCUUCAACUUCAUUCGCAAGUGUAUUCAUCCUGCGUUACAAAUUUUAUUUCUUCUCUACAUCAUGAAUAAAUGGGUAAUUUUCCAGUGGGCUCCUGUAUAUUGGAGCAAACUGGAUGGCGACGAAACUACUCUUACCUAUGGCAGUGAGGAAUAUCAGCAGAUAGCUUUCGAAGUGAGGCGUGUAAUUUGUAAUUACAGCAAACCCAUUGGAAGAAUUGUAAGGAUUCAAAAUGUUUUUGAUUUGGCCCAAUGUCUUGUGAGGGGACAGUUACUGACUACUGCUAGUCCAAUGGUUCCAUUGUUUAGAGUGAGACGUUUUAUCAAGAUCCAUAAGGACCAUUUACCAGCUGCACUCCAAUGGAACUUGGACCAUAGACGGUGCAAUAACUCAGAAACAGUAUUUAAAGAACUCAUUCCAUCCAAUGAUUUUUCUCCUGGAGAAAUCCUGCUUGUUGUACAAGUCUUAACACAAAACCCACAUGCCGCUGAAAUACGUCCAAACACUACUUUGGAGUAUUUUAUUGAUUAUGUUGUUUAUUUUUAAGUAUUAUUGUUCGACUUAUCAGAACCAAUCAUGGUUCACCUUAAGGGAUCAGAUUGGUCUUGUGCCUUGAUUAUUUUUUAUAUUGGAAUUUAGUAUUACAUUAGGUUUAGAAACCUAUAUUUGUUUAUGACAUUUAUUGUGAGAAAAAAUAAGUGAGACUAUUUUAAGUUUACAUACAGGGUAUUAUGAAUAAAUACAAAAUUUUCUA
Molecule: messenger RNA, 1562 nt
Organism: Ceutorhynchus assimilis (cabbage seed weevil)
Lineage: Eukaryota; Metazoa; Arthropoda; Insecta; Coleoptera; Curculionidae
Source: the annotation of a GenBank genome assembly